AUUUAAUAAUCUGUGGGUAAUUACAAUUGAGAAAUUUUGACUCAAGUGUGCUUUCUUACAACGAACUCUCAUGGCCCCCGUUGCUCCCAUAAGGCCAAAAAUCUUUGAACCACAUAUAAAACAAAAUGAAUGUGCUCAGAAUACAUCAAUUAAUUCAGAAAUGUUACUCAUUUACUUUCUCUUCUUUGUGGAGAUAAAAUUGGCACAAAAACUGGCUGUAUGAUAUAAAAAUAAGAGAAGUCUCUCAAACUGCUGCACUGACAAAGAAAAAUGGAGAUGAUAUGCAGAACCUGAGACAGAGUGAAAGAAAGAGUCCUGAUAGAGAUUGAGGACUUUCAUAAGAUGGCAUCUGGAAGGAUUCGUUCCACGCGUCGCCUGCGUUCCUGGAUAGUGGAACAGGUGAACAGUGGGAAGUAUCACGGCCUAGUGUGGGACAACACUGAGAAAACCAUGUUUCGUAUCCCAUGGAAACAUGCAGGAAAACAAGAUUUCCGAAGUGAGGAAGAUGCAGCUAUAUUCAAGGCUUGGGCGGAGUUUAAAGGGAAGCUUUUGGAGAAUGGAAAUUCAGACCCUGCAUCCUGGAAAACUCGACUUCGCUGUGCCCUCAACAAAAGUCCAGAGUUUAGUGAGGUCAAUGAAAGGUCACAGCUGGACAUCUCAGAACCCUACAAGGUGUACCGCCUCGUACCACUAGAAGAACAAGGAGUGGUAAAAGUAAAAAAAGAGAAUGGACAGAAGCAAGUGAGGAGCAGCAGAAGGAGACGCAGUGAAUCCGAGCAAGAUGAGCAGCAGAUUGCAUGCAAAAAGAUCAAAGAGGAGGUUUUUGUGCCCCAGCCCAUCAACAUGAGUGCACAGGAAAUCAUCCCACUCACAGGAAGAGAGAUCACACUCCAAGCAGAGGUGGAGACAAACCCCUUAAAGACUGACCAAAACAUUGAAGAUAUCCAGGUAAACUUCACCAUUGAAGCUGUAGAGAAGAGAGUGCUGCACUCUUUCCACAUAACCGUGCUCUACAUUGGUCAGGAGGUUCUGCGGCGAGAAGUAAUGGGUAAUGAUGUUCGGAUCGCUUACCUGCCUCCCUCACCUGUCCCUCCAUCUCCACCGUCUCUAAACGGCGCUGGCUUCCAUCGAAUCCCUCUCCCAGACCCCCCAUCAGACAUGAGCUCUGACCCCAGCCUCGCCCCACGUUUGACCGCUCUUAACAAAUUGCUGCCCUUCAUGGAGAGUGGAGUAGUCCUGACCUUGACAGGAGGAGCCAUCUAUGCCAAGCGCUUCUGUCAGGGACGGGUCUUCUGGAGAGGACCACAUAACACCACCACAGGACCCUGUAAAAUGGAGAGAGCAGGCGAGCCCACCCAGCUGUUCAGCAAGGAUAUAUUCAAACAGGAGUUGGAUUCUUUCCGCAGUGGAGGAAAACAACCUCAAAGUGAGAUCACGCUGUGUUUUGGAGAAGAGCUGUAUGAUGGAGAUAACGUUGAUGAUAAACAGAUCAUCAUUAAGAUCUCUAUCCCCUGGGUUGAGUCGCAGAUAGAAGAGGUCAAGACCCUCAGAGACUCUAUUGCAAUUCUCAAAAGUUUGGCCAGCCAGUCUCCUACAGGGGAAGUGACGCUGAACUUUGUUGAAGUAUUGGAGCAGUAACAAACCUCUAAGAUAACACUUUCUGCAUUCUUGAGAUCUUGACAUUAAGAAUCAAAAUGAAGAAGAACAACUAUAUAUGGCAUGACUUGAGACAACUUGUAUAAACACUUUCCUGUAGGUAGCUAGUGGAAAUAAACACUGUAAUUAUCAGUUGCUUCAAAUACAUAAAAUAUAUAGCCAUAUAGUAGUUAAAUCCACAUAUUUAUAAGUAAUAUAAAACAUGUCUUUAGUCAAUAUAGAAUUAAUUGUAUGUUACACUGCAAAAUGUAAGAACACAAAAUAUUUUGUCAUUUGUACCACUAUGCAUUUCCCAUCUGGCCUAGUGGAGUCUGAGUAAAGUUCAAACUCAUUAAA
Molecule: messenger RNA, 1992 nt
Organism: Sinocyclocheilus rhinocerous
Lineage: Eukaryota; Metazoa; Chordata; Actinopteri; Cypriniformes; Cyprinidae
Product: interferon regulatory factor 8-like
Exons: 10
Coding region: 343-1638 (431 amino acids)
Biological process (GO): regulation of transcription by RNA polymerase II; immune system process
Cellular component (GO): nucleus
Molecular function (GO): DNA-binding transcription factor activity, RNA polymerase II-specific; RNA polymerase II cis-regulatory region sequence-specific DNA binding; protein binding
Source: RefSeq, a predicted model, not a curated record